Molecule: messenger RNA, 1386 nt
Organism: Thunnus maccoyii (southern bluefin tuna)
Lineage: Eukaryota; Metazoa; Chordata; Actinopteri; Scombriformes; Scombridae
Product: transmembrane protein 132D-like
Exons: 5
Coding region: 166-1386 (406 amino acids)
Source: RefSeq, a predicted model, not a curated record
AGUGUAUCCAGCCUCUCAAGUUGAGCCCAGACGCACACACACACACACAUACACAUACACACAUACACACACACAUACAUAACUCUCACAGCAAGAGGAGGAUAGUCGGAGGAUAGACAGAGGGAAGAAGGAAAAAGGUCCCGGAGGUUUUAACCGACAGGAGGGAUGGAGACGGUGUGGAGAAGGGGAGGAACGCCGCUGGGAUGUCGACUCUGGAAGACGGUGCUUCUUUUCCUGUGGAAAGUAUCCGACAGCCGAGCAGGAGCGGCAGGAGGUGGACCAGGAGGAGGACCAGACUCCUCCCAGGCUCGUUUCUCUGCGUCCCUCCCCACCUACCUCCCCGUCCAAUGCCAGCUUAGCGGUGCUGACUCCGCCUUCUUCCUGCGAGAAGCCAAUCAGGAGGUUAUGCGAAACGGCAGCCUAUCAUCUCGUACUGAGCCCUUCUUUCUCCACCAGCUGGAACCGGGGGUUGCCGCCCCACAAUCCCUGCCGAGCGUCAAUUGCAGCUACGGAAACCUGAGCGCUGAGCAGCCCAUCCCAGUGGAGCUGCUUCAGGGCCCGCCACCGCAUGUGCUGCUGACAGCCAACCAGGUGACUCUGAACUGGAAGGUCAAAGGUCAAGUGGUGGUGCCCAAAGUGGGGUCAGCACGCCCCUGGAUACAGGUACUGUUUUAUCUGGUAGGGAGACGCUGGGAUGAGCCAGACCCACCUCCUCCAGCCCUCCUCCCAUGUGUCAGAGCUGUAGCCAUCCGUGACACCAAUGAAGCAGCACCCUCGGCUGGCUGCCGACUUGUGGGACCAUCUGGCAUCUGUGUUGUCCGUUUGGAGAUUCCCCCAGCUUGGUUUACACCUCUGCAAGUGAGAAAGAGACCUCCUGACGUGACUUUGCCAUCAGUGGUUGUGUAUUACUCAAUUAUACCAGUGGAAGGUGCUGGUCAAGAGUGUCCCUCCAUUGUUAACGAGCCAUGGAGAAGCCAGAGUGCAAACAUCGGGCCUCUUGGAGGCCUGGGCAUGGGCCUCGGAGGGCAGUGGAGCCCCCUUGUAGAUGGGGGUCUUCAGGACAUGCAAAAAGCUGGUUCUGUGUUAAUGACCAUGGGCCCGGUUUCAGCCAAAGGUGAGAGAUUAAGACUGGAUGAAAAUGUGGAGGUUCUGGUGCCACCCAGCCCGGUUCGGCUCGGCAAGACGGUGGCGUUUGGCAUCUACAUGAAGACAGAUUCAAACACGGAGCAGUUCACAUUGAGGGUGUGGUUCCAGUCAGGCAUCAACUUCCUGGCUGUGAAACCCAGCAACCUGGUUGCGUGGGAGAUCAAACAGGAAAUGACACCGGGAAGCAGUUCGUUGGCGGUGAUGUGCCAGAGAAAGGCCUCCUCCACAGCGGAGAGGUAG